Messenger RNA from Panicum virgatum (switchgrass), 1571 nucleotides. RefSeq lists its product as uncharacterized. The transcript is spliced from 2 exons. The coding region runs from base 829 to 1398 and encodes 189 amino acids. Lineage: Eukaryota; Viridiplantae; Streptophyta; Magnoliopsida; Poales; Poaceae. The record is from RefSeq and is a predicted model, not a curated record.
CCUCGCACGCUCGUCUGGUUCCCGCGCGCCCGUCGCCCUCCCGCGCUCAUUUUCGCACCUCUCUCCCGCGCGCCAAUCUUCAAUGCCGCACUUUGCCCGCGUCCAGAAAAGGGCCACGCCAAGCCUCAUCAGUGCCCCGGCAUUCUCUCGAGCCGCCCAGGAAGCCGCGCCUCCGCCCGCCAUCGAGGAUCCCCCGCCGUCGAGGAUCCCCUCCGUCCUCAUGUACAGGCCGCUGUGCCUGGCGACGACGGAUGGUCGGGCGGGGAUAUGGAAUCCUCCCUCAGCUGCUGUUCCAUUUGGUCAGAACGCGGAGGGAAGGUUCAAUCUGGAGGCCUAUCACUCCAAUGGAGAAUUUGAUCCCUCUGGUGUCGGAUUGAUGCGCCAUCGAGUGGUGGUAUGGGUUCAAGGUCUUACACUGAUCUCGUACUGAAUGGUAUCCAAGAAUCUCAAGAUGAUCCACUCCUCAAUCAAGCUCCUGCAACAGCCAAGAGUUCUCAGGGUAGAACCAAAAAUUUCAGUUCUAAGGAGGAUAUACUUCUUGUUUUAGCUUGGCUAAAUGUGGGCAUGGAUGCUAUAAGUGGAGUUGAUCAAUCACAGGGCACCUAUUGGAGAAGAAUACAUUAAUAUUUCCAUGCAAACAAAUCGUUCGAGUCAUCUCGUACCGAAGUUUCUCUAAUAAAUCGUUGGUCCACUAUACAACAUGAUGUGAAUCUGUUUUGUGGGUGUCUGACUAGGAUAGAGGACAGGAACCAUAGUGGUUCCAGAGUUGAUGACUAGGUAAACACAUUAUUUCAGAGGUGUCAUCAUUUGUCCCUAUUUAGCUUUUUCAUGUUAAUUUGGUUUUCAAUUGUACAAAUUGGAAAUGCAUGUUCACUGUACAAGGCCGAAGACAAGAAGAAUAAGAAGUUUACCUUGAUGCAUUGCUGGAACAUCCUGAAGGAUCAACCCAAGCGGAUAGAGAGGCGAAAGGAAAUUGGAUGUGCCAAAAAAAUGAGUAACAAGAAACAGAAGACAACAGCCAAUUCAAGUCCUCUUUCAGUGGAACCUGCUGCUCCUGUUGGUGGUGGUUCCGAUGCUCAACCAGCAGGAAGACCGGAUGGAAAGAAGAAGGAAAAACAAAAGCUACGCCAGGGUAGAACCAUCGAAGCAGUGGACUACCUAAUGGCAAAGAAGAAAGAAGCUGAUCUUGAGAAAGAGUUGAAGAAAGAAGAAAGGUGCAACAGAGCUUUUGCUCUACAGGAAGAAAGGAUCAAAUUGGAAAGGGUAAAGUUUGAGUUUAAGAGGGAGAUAAAAGAGGAAAAAAUUAUUGCUUUGGAUUUGAGCACAAUGACCUUCGAUGACCAGCAGUAUUAUGAAGAUCGUAAGAGAAAGAUUCGGGAAAGGUGUUUCAAUAUCUAGCUUUGUCUACUUUUAGUUCAAUCCAGUCAGUCAAUCUGUCUGUUCAGUUCAGUCGGUUCAUGAAACUGCUUCCAGUAUAGUUGUAGGCUCUUUUUUAUAUCCCCUGUGCAUCGCAUGACAUGCAGUAGGACAAUUUUUCCAACUCCAAUGCAUACAAUCUAUGGACCCAAGCA